AUGAGAAGGACAGCCGACAGAGGCGCUAAGAACACCGGAAACAUCCCUCGCGAAACAAAAUGUCAUCGAGGAGGCCACGAACCAGAUGGGCUGACGUGUUCGUUGCGCGGAAAAGCAGCUGAAUUCUCGGCUGGAAUGUUGAUGGAGGCCCAUAAUGUUACGGAUCCUAUUACCGGUAUGCCUCUUCACAUAAGAGCUGGUAUCCACUCAGGUCCAGUCGUUGCUGGAGUUGUUGGAGCAAAAAUGCCAAGGUAAGU
This is a messenger RNA of Strongylus vulgaris, 257 nucleotides long. The record is from the annotation of a GenBank genome assembly. NCBI's taxonomy places the organism in Eukaryota, Metazoa, Nematoda, Chromadorea, Rhabditida, Strongylidae.